AAAAGCAAAUAAUAAGAAAAGAAAAACAAAAACUAUUGUCUAUUAGUAGUUUUUAACGGUACAUUUUAAAUCAAAUCUUUUAAACGAGCUUCUAAAACAAGAGAGAAAAAAACACACACACACACAUUCACCUUAACCUUAAACGCGGCCCCCUUAAGCCAACAACAACAAACGAUUUAGCCUAAAAGCAGGCAACACGAAAAUUUAUACAAAUUCGGCGACGCCAGCUGCGACGCCGACUGCAACGACAACUGCAGCAGCAGCAGCAGCGACCUUGGCGUGCACACAUUUGCAUUCGGCUAUUGGACAAUAGAGGGCGCCACGUCAUGACAGGAAGUGAGGCCGGCGGCUUACGUGCGAUUGUGGCCUUCGCAUAACCUUAAGCCCAGAGACGCGCGCUUUCACCUUUUGCCGCGGCUGGCCAUUAAAAUGCAGGAAAUGAGCUACCUGCAGGAUAAUUCCAAAUUGGAGGCACUCACCAAAGCCGUACUCAUCUCCAUUCUGGGCGUGGCCAUAGUCCUAUCCAAUUUGUUAAUUAUAGCCACCUAUGCGAACUUUAAAGGUCCCACAGAGGUGAUAAACUAUUAUCUGCUGUCGCUGGCGAUUGCCGAUCUGCUAUGCGGCCUGCUGGUGGUGCCCUUCUCCGUCUACCCGGCGCUGACCGGCGAAUGGAUGUACGGGGAUAUCGUUUGCCGUUUCACCGGCUAUCUGGAGGUGACGCUGUGGGCCGUAUCCGUCUAUACGUUCAUGUGGAUAUCGGUGGAUCGUUAUUUGGCGGUGCGAAAGCCGCUGCGCUACGAGACGGUGCAGACGAAGACGCGCUGCCAGUGUUGGAUGGUGUUCACAUGGAUAUCGGCCGCAUUGCUGUGCUGUCCUCCGAUUUUGGGCUAUACGCAGCCAAUUGAGAACAAUUUGUCGCACAUUUGCAUGCUGGACUGGGGCAAUAUGGCGGCAUAUACCGUUACAUUGGCAAUAUUAGUAUUAGGUCCCAGCCUCAUAUCGAUAGUACACAAUUACGGUUAUAUAUUUGUAAUGAUGCGUAAGCUAAGAUCCGGCGAGCCCAUACACGAUAAAGAAUAUGCAACUGCAUUGGCUGAAAAUUUAUCGAACCCUAGUCAUAUGAUGUCAUUCGCAUUAGUCUUUGCAUUCUGGAUGUCCUGGCUGCCAUGGAUACUAUUGCGUCUAUACGAGGCGGUCAUGGGCGAGGUUAUCCAAAGUACUCUCAUCAAUUUUGCGGUCGUCUGGAUUGGCAUAUUGAACUCAUUUUGGAAGAUCCUUAUAAUGUCGAGCAUGUCGCCGCAAUUCCGUAUCGCACUGAGAGUAUUUUGUUUAACCAUUUGCUGUAAGACUAAGGGCAGAUUGCAAGCGGAAUUAAUCGGGUUGGACCCAGAUGACUAGAGUCGUUAAAUUUUCAAGUAUAAAUUGGUUGUAAAUCGAACAAAUGAUAAAUGAAAAACAAAAAAAAAGCAUGCAUCUCUGUGUCAUUGCCACAAAACAUUUACAUAUAGUUGCGCUCCCCCACAAUAACUGAAUCGUACUUGCCGCUUGGCCACAUAGUUGCAUAUUUUAUGGAUCGCCGGAAACGGCUACGCAACACUCCAAGCAAACAGAACUUUAAACUAAUUGAAAGACAUAUUCAUUUGUUAGACCGUAAGCUAUGUUUGGUAAGAGAGUUUUUUAACAUAAUUAUGUUUCGGAUUCGAUUGUAUUAUGUAUUGUGUAUUUAUGAGCUUAACAAAAAAAAAAAA
Molecule: messenger RNA, 1748 nt
Organism: Drosophila virilis
Lineage: Eukaryota; Metazoa; Arthropoda; Insecta; Diptera; Drosophilidae
Gene: DopEcR
Product: G-protein coupled receptor DopEcR
Biological process (GO): cellular response to hormone stimulus; G protein-coupled receptor signaling pathway
Cellular component (GO): plasma membrane
Molecular function (GO): peptide binding; G protein-coupled receptor activity
Source: RefSeq, a predicted model, not a curated record